CUCAGAUGAUCUCAGAAAGGGGGAGAAAAUGACUAUGAUGGCUCACCAGUCCUCUUCUUGGAUCUUCAUCAAUGAGAGGACAUUCAUUACCAGGGAACAACUUAAUUCUUUAUUGAAGACCUAUAACAUCUUUUAUAGGAACCAGAAAAAUCUGCAUAUUUUAUAUGGACAGACUGACGAUGGGAAACUAAUUGUUGAAGGAACGCUGGACAUUUUCUGGGGAGUAAAGCAGCCUAUACAACUGAAAAUACAAGAUGAAAAGCAAAUGCCUUCUUUCACUGUGCUAAAGUCACCAGAUGUCUUUUCCAAAAGGGGAAUGACACGCUGGGGAGAAUUUGAUGAUCUUUACCGUAUUAGUGAUUUGGACAGGACUCAGAUUCCAGCGUCUGGAGCAACAGAUUCCCAGGAAGAUUAUUUAUCUUAUCACAGUAGCACUCUGAAGCUUCAUGCAGAUGAAGAACCUGAAUCCCCAUUGCUCUAUAGAACAAUGAGUGAAGCAACCCUGGUGAGAAAAAGGAUGAAGCCUCUGAUGAUGGACAGAAAGGACAAACAGAAGCAUAGGGCCUCUAUUAACGGACACUUUUAUAACCAUGAAACAUCAAUUUUCACUCCAGCCUUUGGAUCAGAAACGAAGGUCAGAAUAAACAGUAAUAUGAGAACUGAAGAAGUAAUUAAGCAAAUUCUCCAAAAAUUUAAGAUUGAAAAUAGUGCCCAGGAUUUUGCACUUUACAUUAUUUUUGCAACAGGAGAGCAGAGACGGCUAAAGAAAACAGACAUUCCGUUACUGCAUAGACUCCUACAGGGACCAUCCAAAAAGAAUGCUCGCAUUUUCCUCAUGGAUAAAGAUGCAGAAGAAAUUAACAGUGAUGUGGCUCAGUAUAUUAACUUUCAUUUUUCUCUCCUGGAAUCCAUCCUUCAAAGAUUAAAUGAAGAAGAGAAAAGAGAGAUUCAAAGAACAAUAACAAAAUUCAGUACAGAAAAGGCUAUCAUACUGAAAUGUCUUCGAAGUAAACAGGUAAUAAAAACAGAGACAACAGUUUAGCAAUACAGGUCACUAUUGCUAAAACACUUCAACAAAAUUAGAAGGGUGUUACAACUAUUUGAGUGCAUAAAUUCUAUACUUGCAUUUAUACAAAUAUAUGUGAACUUGAAUCUGUAGGAAAUUGAAUGUGGAAAAAGCUUGUCUCUCUUUAAACUGAAGAGGUUAAGUAGGGUUCACAGUUGGACUGGAGGAACUUGAAUUUAGUUUCAGUAACUGGAAUAAGCUCGGAUACUAUGUAUUUCAAAUAGUUUUUAUAGUAAAACGCUCAAUGAACUUGAAUUUAAAUGGCAUCUUCAGAUGCCAUGCAACUUAAACUUAUUUUAGCUUCAACUGUCAAGAGAACUCUCAUCAACUGACUCUCAGAAAUGAUUCAGAA
Molecule: messenger RNA, 1418 nt
Organism: Lipotes vexillifer (Yangtze River dolphin)
Lineage: Eukaryota; Metazoa; Chordata; Mammalia; Artiodactyla; Lipotidae
Gene: RASSF6
Product: Ras association domain family member 6
Exons: 10
Coding region: 29-1042 (337 amino acids)
Biological process (GO): signal transduction
Source: RefSeq, a predicted model, not a curated record